AUGUCCGAUCCUGAGACCAUUGUCAUUAUAGGAGCCGGCGUGAUAGGUCUGUCGACUGCAUUAUGUGUUCAACAAUCACUAAGUCCCGCGCAGUCUGUGCUCUUAAUAGCUAGGGACUUCCCAUCCGACACCUCCAUUAACUAUGCCUCCCCGUGGGCCGGAGCGCAUUAUCGGCCCGUCCCGGGGUCCUCACCACAGGCGCUCCGUGAGGCAGGUCAGGCACAGCGAACAUACGAGUUCAUGAAGCGAGUCGCCGCUGAUGAGCCGGGCGCGGGCGUCAGAUUCAUCCAGGGCGUUGAGCACCUCGAAGCUCCGCCAAAUGAGUACCUGGACGCGCAAAGCGUGCGAAAUGUAUAUGAGCAUCUUGAUGAAUUCCGCCAUCUUACGAGUGGCGAGAUGCCCGAGGGCGUGAAGUGGGGUGUUCAAUAUGGAACUUAUGUGGUCAACUCUCCGGUUUACUGUGCACAUAUGCUACGUAAGUUUGUUUUGAAGGGCGGGGACACAAAGCAAUAUAAUCUUGCGAAUAUCAAGGAGGCAUUUUCUCUGGCUUCGAACGUAAGCACUGUGGUCAAUUGUUCCGGGGUUGGCUUUGAGGAUCCAAAAUCAUUUAUUAUCAGAGGUCAAACCUGUCUCGUUCGAAACCCUGUGUCGGAGACCAUUACUCGCCAAAAUGAGGAUGGAUCCUGGUCAUUUUGCAUUCCACGUCCAUUGGACGGUGGGACAAUCAUUGGUGGGACGAAGGAGCCUCAUGAUUGGAACCCCCAUCCCUCCAUGGAGACCCGCGCAAGACUUCUUGCCAACGCAACGAAAUGGUUCCCGUUCCAACCGGAAAGUGAUGGCCAGUUUGAUGUGGUUCGUGAUAUAGUCGGACGACGACCUGCUCGUGAAGGCGGGAUGCGAAUUGAAGUCGAGGAGCUCGGGGACGGGAAGCGGGUCGUUCAUGCCUAUGGUGCUGGUGGACGUGGCUUUGAGCUCUCGCGAGGUGUCGCCGAGGAUACCGCAGCAUUGAUGCUGGAACAGGGAAUUCUGCGAGAGAAGGCAGCGCUGUAA
Messenger RNA from Penicillium longicatenatum, 1050 nucleotides. Its product is annotated as FAD-dependent oxidoreductase. NCBI's taxonomy places the organism in Eukaryota, Fungi, Ascomycota, Eurotiomycetes, Eurotiales, Aspergillaceae. Gene Ontology annotation, molecular function: D-amino-acid oxidase activity; FAD binding. The record is from RefSeq and is a predicted model, not a curated record. The coding region runs from base 1 to 1050 and encodes 349 amino acids. The transcript has 3 exons.